Molecule: messenger RNA, 702 nt
Organism: Lactuca saligna
Lineage: Eukaryota; Viridiplantae; Streptophyta; Magnoliopsida; Asterales; Asteraceae
Source: the annotation of a GenBank genome assembly
AUGACAGAUGACCCACCUGUUGAGGUUAGGACAGAAUGUGAAUUGCUAGUGAAUGUGGCUGAUACCCAAUUGAAAGUAGCUAAUGGUAUUGCAUGGCCAACAUCUGAAACGAUCAUACAUUCACAACCAAUAAGUAAAGGUUGUGUGAAAGUACAAGUUGAUGAAAUUGUCGAUAUGUAUGAGAACUUGCAUGUGCAUGCCGUCACAAGAACGGAGGAAGUUGAAUACGUUAAACAUCUUCUGCAUACCCUCGUUCAGUGGCCGAGAUAUGCAAUAAAGCUUGUGAACAAGACACCUAGCAAGUCAAAAAGUGGCACGAGAAUGGGUUCGAAUCGCGGCUCACCACGGAUACAAGUUGAUGACAUCACGACGACUUCAAUUUAUCGUCCACAAUUUGAAGAAAACCACAUGGCCUAUCAACAUGAAAUUAUUGAGCAUUUUCAAGGUGGUUUAGUUGAUAUGAUGUUAUCUAUGAAUCCACCACAUCUUGAUUUAAAUGCAACCGGACCCGGAUCCGAACCGGAACCUGAACCUGAACUUGAACUCGAACCCGAACUUGAAUCCGAUAUCGGUUCUGAAUCUGAAUCCGAAUCCGAAACCGAACCCGAACCCGAACAUGAGCAAAUUAGAACAGCAAAGUCCUCAAAUUCAAUGUGUUGGUUUUCAAGUAGCAGAGUUUUUUGGGAAUGCAAAUGUCGUUAA